CGACCGGAAACCGGACAUCAACCGGGGCGGAGACAGCCGCAAACCGUGAUGAAUCAGACCCGUUGGGCUCUUCGAGGAGAUGAUUCUGGCCAUGAACGGCGGCGCCCAAUUGGGAGAAGACUGCGCACGUGGGUGCCGUUACUCCAGCGUGGAUGCGCUUGGUUGGGUGUUCUCGGCGGGCCGAGGGAGAGAGCACCUCGGCCUCAGCAGCCACUGUUGAUGGCAGCAUAGAGGAUUCUGACCACGAUUUGCACCAUAAACGGGCUAAAGUGUACUCCGGGUUACAUGAGUGUCAAUUUGCAACCACCAUGCCUUCAGAUGCUGGAAAUUCUAGUUCAACUGCAGAUAGAGACUAUGAUUUUGGUCAAGGCUCUACAUCAUCUCAUAAUGGUGUGUUUUAUCAGAAUUUCUUGUUGAAUAAUGAUGGGGAUGGUAAUCCCUUUGACAAAAGCGGUGGUAAAGGGGAUGGAGAUGAAAAUGGUUCACCAAAGCCAGAAGAUUUAGAAGUUCGAAUGGAUCUAACAGAUGACUUGUUGCAUAUGGUUUUCUCCUUCUUGGACCACGUUAAUCUCUGUCGAGCAGCUAUGGUUUGUAGGCAGUGGCGAACCGCUAGUGCACACGAGGAUUUCUGGAGGUGUUUAAACUUUGAAAACAGGAAUAUAUCUCUAGAACAAUGUGAGGGCAUGAUUAAUUUAUAUCUUUCUGGUAUCAGGAACCUUGAAGCUUUAACUUUGGAAAAAGAAGUGGGCGAUGCCUUUUUCCAUGCAUUGGCAGAUUGUAAUAUGUUAAGGAGUUUGACUAUCAGUGAAACCAUGCUUGGUACUGGUGUUCAAGAGAUUCCUAUAAACCAUGACCGCUUGCGUCAUCUAAAACUUGCAAAAUGCCGUGUUAUGCGAUUAUCCAUUAGGUGCCCGCAACUAAGGAGAUUGUCAUUGAAACGAAGCAACAUGGCACAGGCUUUGCUUAAUUGUCCAAUAUUGCGUCUUCUUGAUAUAAGUUCCUGCCACAAACUUUCAGAUGCCGCAAUUCGUUCUGCAGCAACUUCAUGCCCUCAAUUAGAGUCUUUAGACAUGUCAAAUUGUACUUGUGUCAGUGAUGAAACGCUCCGUGAAAUUUCUCUCACCUGCAUAAAUCUCCAUUUUUUGAAUGCCUCUUACUGCUCUAACAUAUCUCUUGAGUCUGUAAGAUUGACCAUGUUAACAGUUCUUAAGCUUCACAGCUGUGAGGGUAUCACUUCAGCUUCAAUGGCUGCAAUAGCUCAUAGUUAUAUGUUAGAGGUCUUGGAGCUUGAUAAUUGUAACCUUUUGACCUCUGUGUCCUUGGAUCUUCCUCGCUUACAAAGUAUUCGAUUGGUUCAUUGUCGCAAAUUUGCUGAUUUAAACUUGCGAAGUACCAUGCUGUCAUCUAUUAUGGUGUCUAAUUGCCCAGCACUUCAUCGUAUUAACAUCACUUCAAAUGCGCUUCAAAAACUAGCAUUGCAGAAGCAGGAAAACUUAACAACAUUGGCACUGCAAUGUCAAUGUUUGCAGGAAGUGGACCUAACAGAUUGUGAAUCAUUGACAAAUACUAUUUGUGAAGUAUUUAGCGAUGGUGGUGGAUGCCCAAUGCUAAAAUCAUUAGUUCUUGAUAAUUGCGAGAGCUUGACAGCAGUCCGGUUCUGCAGUACUUCUUUAGUCAGUCUUUCCCUUGUUGGUUGCCGAGGUGUUACGUGUCUUGAACUUAUGUGCCCCAGUCUUGAGAAAGUUUGUUUGGAUGGCUGUGAUCAUCUUGAAAGUGCAUAUUUUUGUCCUGUUGCUCUUCAGUCACUAAAUCUGGGAAUAUGUCCUAAACUGAAUGCACUCAGUAUUGAAGGGCCAUGUAUGGUGUCUCUUGAGUUGAAAGGAUGUGGCGUUUUAUCUGAGGGUUCCAUCAACUGUCCUCUCCUGACAUCUCUGGAUGCUUCCUUUUGCAGCCAACUUAAGGAUGAUUGUCUGUCUGCAACCACUGCUUCGUGCCCGUUAAUCGAAUCACUGAUAUUAAUGUCAUGUCCAUCUAUUUGUCCUGAGGGACUUUACUCUCUGCGGUGGCUUCCAAAUUUAACUCUGCUUGAUUUGUCAUAUACUUUCCUGACAAACUUGCAGCCAGUUUUUGAGUCUUGUCUGCAGCUAAAGGUGUUAAAAUUACAAGCAUGCAAGUAUCUAGCCGAUGACUCAUUGGAGCCUCUUUACAAGGAAGGUGCUUUACCAGCACUUCAGGAAUUGGACUUAUCUUAUGGGACCCUCUGUCAAUCUGCUAUGGAGGAGCUUCUUGCAUGCUGUACACAUCUAACUCACGUUAGCUUGAAUGGUUGUGUGAACAUGCAUGACCUGAACUGGGGUUCUGGCGGUGGUCAGCUCCUUGAAACUGUUUACCAGUCAUCUGUUGAUAUGUUUACAUGUGAAAACAUCAAUGAGCCGAUUGAGCAGGCCAAUCGGCUACUUCAGAACCUCAAUUGCGUGGGUUGCCCUAAUAUUAGAAAAGUUCUUAUUCCACCAGCAGCUUGCUGUUAUCAUUUGUCUUCAUUAAACCUCUCUCUAUCUGCAAAUUUGAAGGAAGUCGAUCUUGCUUGUUUCAAUUUGGUCUUCCUUAAUUUGAGCAACUGUUGCUCUUUGGAAAUACUGAAGCUAGCAUGUCCAAAAUUGACUAGCCUCUUUCUUCAGUCUUGUAAUGUUGACGAAGAAGCAGUUGAAACUGCCAUUGCUCAAUGUAGCAUUUUGGAGACUUUAGAUGUCCGUUUUUGUCCGAAGAUAUGUUCGAUGAGUAUGGGGAGGUUACGAGCUGCAUACCCUAGUUUGAAGCGCAUCUUCAGCAGCCUUUCAUCAUCAUAAUAUGAUUGAGAAUUUUGUCUAAUUCUUGAGAGCGUAUUCGCUUCUAUUGCUCGUUUGCAAACCAAGUUGGUGUUUGUAGCCAUGAUGUGCUCUUCAAUGUUGUAAAUGAUCAUCAGUUUGUUGGGUGUGGAUACUUAAUGCAUUGCAGAUCUCAUGUAAUAGUAAAAUAAGUAAUCUUUUUGUUCUUCUUUUGUGUUUUUGGUCAUCUCAUAGUCCUUUUAAGAAGUAUAUUUCUUAAACUGGUAUACUUAAUCCUUCCUCAUGUUCAAUUAGCCUUAAAAGCUUUGGUUAUCUCUGAA
Messenger RNA from Carica papaya (papaya), 3145 nucleotides. The record is from RefSeq and is a predicted model, not a curated record. NCBI's taxonomy places the organism in Eukaryota, Viridiplantae, Streptophyta, Magnoliopsida, Brassicales, Caricaceae.